Messenger RNA from Cryptosporidium ubiquitum, 1551 nucleotides. RefSeq lists its product as uncharacterized. NCBI's taxonomy places the organism in Eukaryota, Apicomplexa, Conoidasida, Eucoccidiorida, Cryptosporidiidae. The record is from RefSeq and is a predicted model, not a curated record. The transcript has a single exon. The coding region runs from base 1 to 1551 and encodes 516 amino acids.
AUGGAUACAAGAAAUGAAGAAUACGCUGAAUAUAAGAAACUAAGACAAAAUGUCAAGCAGUUACAAGAUGAACUGCAAAAGCGCAUUUCUGCUGAGGCAGAACUUGAAAGUGAAGUAAAAAGGUUGCAUGAGGAAACUAUUCCACUGUCUGCUGCCAGGGCAUUAACUCAUGUAGCACUUUGCAAAGGAAGAGCUCUUGAAAUUUUAUCUGGAAUGACAAGUUCUAACUCUGUUAACACAUCGAAUUUAAGGUGGGCGUUUAGGAGUUUAUAUAAAUUUGCAUUUGGGGAUAUUGCUUACGCAAAGAAAAUUGGCGAAGAUAGAUCUGCACAAUACCAUUAUAAUGAGACUCAACUCCGCCUAUUUCGUCAGGAACAAUUGUUGCUACUAGCGGAAAACGAAAGAUUGUCCUCCCAAAUAAAAAAUUUACAACUUGAACUAGCGCAAAACUAUAAAGCAACAAAGUUAGAAAAAAUAGUGUCAAGCAAGCCAUCUAAAAGGAGAGGCCAAACACAACCGAGGUCAGGUUCUAACAAUGAAUCAAUUAGAGAGAACGAAGCUGAUAGUAUAUCAAAUAGUGAAUUGGAAACAGAGUCUGAUUCAGAGUCUGAAACAAGUAGUUGCAUCGCAUUAAAUGUUGAGCUUGUAACAAGGCAUUUAUGGAGCCUAAUUCAUUGUAUGUAUUCAGCGUUCCAGAGACGAAAGUUGCUGGCGUUCGUCACGUGGAAAUUAACAACCAAUAGAUCAUCACAUCAAAUGUCUGAUGGAGUUCCAAAUACUAGUUCAUUUGUGAAUGACCAAGGUAUGCAUGAAACUUCAGGAUCUAUGAGCACAAGCCGCUUUUUCGAGUUUCUUCAAAGAAGAUACCGUAUAAUGCUUCUUGCAAAAGGGUUUUGGAGGAUUUGGAGUUCUUGUUACUCUCCUUUGUUCAAACGAAAGAUAAAUUGUGGUGUAGUUCGUGGGCCUGGGCUAUCAUCAUUCAGGCCAAUAAAUCAUGGUGGUCUAAUGUAUAAUGACUCGGCAUAUAAGGCAAUCGGUGGACUUGAAGAUGUUGCCUACGUUACUGUUCAGGGCUCGGGUGCUUCAAUAAGUGGUUGUUCGACAGCGUUUGCAACUCAGCCUCAUUAUCUUGCAAAUUUACCUAGUUUUUCUAAAAUAACUUAUGCUCCUAGGAAUACGUACUUUGAAACAAAAGAUUUACCACCAUUCCCAAAACCAAGGGAGGGAAUCAAAUCUCAACAGAAUUCUUUAGACCAAAACAAGAGUAUACCACCAUACUUUAGACCAUUUGACAAACCAAAUAAUUAUAUCAAUCAAAGAAAUUACUCUUCUAAUUCGAUUGAUAAUGGCUUUAAUGCUAAUUCAGCAGGUAGAAGCGAUAUAAACACUGCAAGAACAGAACUUAUUUCCUUACUUGAACCAGGGGCAAAAAACAGUUCAUUCGGGUCAUUUCAUGAAGGCAAUAUUAACCAAUUCCAAUCUGGGCCUAUGGAUAAUAUCUCAACAAAAUUGAAGUAUUUGGAUAUUUUAACUGAAGCUAUAGAUGAAUAA